Molecule: messenger RNA, 5579 nt
Organism: Lates calcarifer (barramundi perch)
Lineage: Eukaryota; Metazoa; Chordata; Actinopteri; Centropomidae
Gene: kdm4b
Product: lysine (K)-specific demethylase 4B
Biological process (GO): chromatin remodeling
Cellular component (GO): nucleus
Molecular function (GO): histone H3K9 demethylase activity
Source: RefSeq, a predicted model, not a curated record
AGUUCCUCAGGUGGGCGUGACUCCUACUACCCUCAGCUAGCUAAUGCUAGAAGAAAACCGAAUCCAGGGAAUUUUUCAAAACGAAACAAAAUCGACUGAAGGUAACAGGGAAAGGACGUUACCGUACUGCAGGAGGUUUACCUGCAACACUUGACAACCAAAUGGCUACCGACAUGCCCAUGGACACGGUGCCGGCUCCUCACCCUACCCCAACCUCACCCCCAGACCCUGCCCCAGCCUCAUCUCCUGCUCUCAGUUCCAGUGCAACCCAAGACCAGGUUCCCACCCAGGAGCCAGCAGUAGCUGAAACCCCUCACACAGCAGUGACCUCAGAACAAGAUGCUGCUCCAGAUCUCACCUCAGGUCAGCCUGCAAACCCAGACGUCGCCCCAGGGCUUGCUCCAGGUUCUGAGCCAUCCCCAGCCCCUCCAGUGCCACCAGUCAGCGCCAAGAACCCCAGCUGCAAGAUCAUGACUUUCAGGCCCACCAUGGAGGAGUUUAAAGAUUUCGCCAAAUACAUUGUCUACAUGGAGAGUCAAGGAGCUCACCGUGCUGGCCUGGCCAAGGUUAUUCCACCAGAAGGCUGGAAGCCGCGGAGAUCCUAUGACACCAUUGAGGACAUGGUGAUUCCAGCUCCCAUCAUGCAGGUGGUGACCGGUCAGUCAGGCCUGUUCACCCAGUACAACAUCCAAAAGAAGUCGAUGACUGUGGGAGAGUACCGCAAGCUGGCCAACAGCAAGAAGUACUGCACACCUCGCCACAAAGACUUUGACGACCUGGAGAGGAAGUACUGGAAAAACUUGACAUUUGUGUCACCCAUUUAUGGUGCAGAUGUCAGUGGCUCCAUCUAUGAUGAGGACAUCCAAGAGUGGAACAUCGGCCACCUCAACACACUGCUGGAUAUGGUGGAGCAGGAGUGCGGCAUCGUUAUUGAGGGCGUAAAUACCCCGUAUCUGUAUUUUGGCAUGUGGAAGACCACAUUUGCCUGGCACACUGAGGACAUGGACCUCUACAGCAUCAACUACCUGCACUUUGGACAGCCUAAGUCCUGGUAUGCCGUCCCACCUGAGCACGGCAAGAGGCUAGAGAGGCUGGCACAAGGCUUCUUCCCUGGCAGUUCCCAAGGCUGCGAUGCCUUCCUCCGCCACAAGAUGACGCUGAUAUCUCCAUCCAUCCUGAAGAAAUACAGCAUUCCCUUUGACAGGAUAACUCAAAAUGAAGGGGAGUUCAUGAUCACCUUUCCUUAUGGAUAUCAUGCCGGCUUCAACCAUGGCUUCAACUGUGCGGAGUCCACAAACUUUGCCACCCUGCGCUGGGUAGACUACGGCAAGAUGGCCACCCAGUGCACCUGUCGUAAGGACAUGGUGAAGAUUUCCAUGGACGUGUUUGUGCGCUGCCUGCAGCCUGAACGCUAUGAGCUGUGGAAGCAGGGCAAAGACUCCACGAUGUUAGACCACCUUAAGGCCACUGAGCUCAGCAGCCCUGAGCUGGAGCGCUGGAGGCAGCAUCGUGUCACCUUCAGAGAAAACCUCCUGCGAAGGGCCAUGCAGAAGAUGAAGCAGUUCCGUCGUCUAAAGCUGGACGAGGUGAAGGUGCUGGCGGAGGAGGGCAUUGAGCUCAAUGCUGCCGAGUACCAGCGUCAGGUGGAGGAGCGCGAGGCCCAGCGGAGGCAGGAGAGGGAGGAGCGUCUAGCCAGAGAGGCCAUGAUGACCCUGGAGGCCAUGGAGCGUGAGGAGCAGGAGGCUGCAGAGGCUGCCGCUAAAGCAGCCGAGACUCCAGCCGUAGAGGCACAAGAACUGGAGGCCAAACCACAGAACCUGACAGAAGACAGUGAGAAAAAGAAGCAGAAGAAGCCAAAGAAGACGUCAAAUAUCCCUAAUGCCAUCACUGGAUUUGAAGAAGCAUUUGAGCAGUUUGCUACGUCUAGCAUCAGGAAUUCAAAGAAUGCCAUGGUCAGUCACUCAGAGAUGGGGAAACCUCUAACCCCAAGGCAGAGUGACACCCCAGUCGACAACAAGCUGGAAGUGAGUGCCACCCAGGCAUGCUACUCCAAGAUGAAAAUGCCAACAGAAGUGAAAAAGAGUCGCCGGCAUCCCCUCAGCAAGCCGCCCAUGCGCUCCCCCCUGUCCAUCGUUAAGCAAGACCCGGCCAGCGACAAAGAGCUGUCCUCCCCCGUGCCGCUGGAUAGCGACAUGAAGAAACAGGAGCACCUGUGGCAGAAUCACUCACCCAACUUCCUGACAGAGAAGGCCUUCAAUGUUGCAGUGGCAGCACUCCAACCAUACUGUGCUAUCUGUUCACUCUUCUGUCCCUACACUAAGCCACAGAAAGAUGCCUCCGCUCCGAAUGACACCCCCGUGCACCUCCCUCCCCCCGCCUUGAGUCGUCCACUGGUCCCAGAGAUGUGCUUUAGCGUCGGUGCAGGGAACACCGAGCCUCCACCCACCAACUAUCACAUUGGAGAGGAUGGAACCAGUGUUCUGCUCCGCUGUUCAUCUUGCCACAUGCAGGUUCAUGCCAGUUGUUACGGUGUAAAGCCAGACUCUGUCAGCGAUUCCUGGGUGUGCUCAAGGUGUGCUGCAGGAGCCUGGACAGUGGAGUGUUGUCUCUGCAACUUGCGGGGAGGAGCUCUGAAGAUUACCACAGAUAACCGGUGGGUACAUGUCAUCUGUGGCAUCGCUGUGGCUGAAGCUCGCUUUGUCAACGCCAUUGAAAGGGAGCCAGUGGACGUCAGUGCUGUCCCAGAAACGCGCAAGAAUCUGAAGUGUGUCUUCUGCCAUGAUAAAAAUGCCAGUCAGAACCGCGGCGCCUGCAUCCAGUGCUCAUAUGAGAACUGUGCCACCUCCUUCCAUGUCACCUGUGCCCAAAUUGCCGGAGUAGUCAUGAAGCCUGCCGACUGGCCAUAUGUGGUGUCUGUCACCUGCCACAAGCAUAAAAGGGUCCCUCCAAAGCCGCGGACAGCACCCAAAGGCCCACAGGUUCCAACUCUGGGCCAGAAAGUGAUUGGUCGCAACAGCGAUGGCUGGUACUACCACUGUACCAUCAUCGGCAUGGCGACACAGACGUUCUACGAGGUCAACUUUGACGACGGCUCAUACUGUGACAAUCUGUACCCAGAAAACAUACUGAGUCAUGACUGCCUGCGUAGCGGUCCUCCUGAAAUAGGGGAGCUGAUCGUGGUCAGCACGCCCGAAGGUCAGGUCCUCAAUGCUUCCUUCGUCAAACAGCACACCCACAAGUUGUACCAGGUUGAGUUUCAGGACCAGACUCAGAUGAUGCUAAAGCACUCAGAGAUCCAUCAGCUAGACCAGGAACUGCCUAAGAGGGUCCGGGCCCGACUUGCCAUACCUGUACCCCAGGAGGAGGCCCCCUCAGCAGAUGAAGCCCAAGCAGCCAAACGCCGCCGCCUGCCGUCUGGCUCAGCCCCACCCUCUGAGACCCCCAUGGAAACAACCAAUCCACCCACUUGCCCUGCAACUACAGCCCCGGUAGAAGCACCAGCAGCAGAACACGACAGUAUUCGUACACAGCCGACCUCACAUUCGUCCCAGCCCAGCAUGACCCAACAGAAUUGCCACGCUCCAACCAACGGUAUUCAGGUGGAGGCUGAGACCCCAAUGGACACGAGCGUCGCCCUCACCGACGCCCUAACAGAGUCAUCCCUGGCCUCGGACCCCACGCUGACUCCACAGGCAACCUCUUUUCAGUCAACAUUGAACUCUGACCCCCUCCUGUCUGCUCCGUCCCCUCCCCCUCUGCCCCAGCAUAUGUCCAACAGCUACACGCCGAGCACCGGCUAUGUUUCCUACAUGGAGACCCUCCUCAAUUCACAUUUCCCUCAGGAUGAUGGCCCUGGACCCCUGUAUUAAAAAAAAACAAACAACAAAAAAAAAACCUCCACUACGUUAUUACUUGGUCAAUGGAGGCUGAGCCAGUAGAAAGUAAGCUAAUGGAGGUGGAAUCUACUGAGUGCUGUAUUAAUGGACAAAAACAUUUCCUGAACCAGCUCUGAGAGCUCAGGGCAGGAGCAGGAAGAGACAUGGACACACAAGCACUCUUUUAAUGCAUGUUACUUUUCUAUUUUUGAGUUAAUGUAUUUGCAGUGGUGCUUUAGCCUGCUCUGAAGCAGCGGCUAAAGAGGACAAGGCUUUUUAUUUUUAACAUUAUUAUUAUUAUUAUUAUUAUUGUUAUUGUUAUUAUUAUUAUUAUUAUUAUUUGUUUGUUUGUUUUGUUUUGGGGUUUUUUUUUGUUUGUUUUUUUUUUAGGUCUUUGCUCUUCUGUUUUUGGUCAGCUGCUGUGCUUUUUUCCUCCAUAUUAAUAUGAAUACGUCUCUUGGUAUCAACUCCACACCUCGUUGCAUUAACUCAACAGCACACUCCCGUUUUCUUUCUACAGGAAGCUAAUUACCAUUAUGGCCUCUCAGCAGUGAGGUCUUGGUGGACUGCACUUUUUUUUUUUUUUUUAAUCAAAUAACCAGCAACUAAAUAUCUAUUUUUCAGCCCAUCUACAGGACAUUUUCAGGAAGGUGUUUUAUCGCCGGAUUGCAAGAGGUAAAUAGGGUAAGGGGGUUUAAAAAAAGUAUUGUAGGGGAACUCAGUAUUUAAAUGUCUUAGUCAAAUAUUGAAAGAAUUAUUUGUCAUAGAAGAAACACGUUGAAUGCAAACACUAGUAGAUUUGUCUGCAGGAUGCAUUGAAUUUUUGUGAAGAUGUGUCACCGUAGUUAACAGAUGAGACCUUUAUGUAUUGACGUCAUUCAAAUGGUCACUUGGCGGCUCCACUUUUCACACCCAAAAACUGUCUCAGGGUUCCUACAUGUGGAAAAUGAAUUCAGUUUCAACAUGCAAGUCUUCACACAGUUAAGGAAGUACACAACGGCCCGGAAAAUUGCCUCAAAAAUGUUUCCUCAGUCGUAGUUGGCACAUGAAUAUCCGUUGCUUAUAUGGUCAUAUUUGUUCCUGUUAACAGUCUUUCUGCUAUACUGAGUGAUAUCUUUGUUUACUGUCACAUUAUCUCCUAUUAGCACAUGAACUGGCCAAUAGUCAGUUUUAAUAAUUAAAGUAUGGAAAAAGGAAAUUAUGUAGGAACCCUAAAAUCUGGAAAUAUUUUAUACCAUUCUUGGUUAAAAUUCUAUGUAUUAAUAUUGUAUAUUGUUAAUGUUGUCUGUUUUUUCUAUUACUGUAUCCUUUCUAUGUUCAUUUUCUGAAAUGAAUUCACAAACUAGGCCGAUCUAAAAAUAUUAAUACCUUUAUUUUUGACAGAUUUUUGCAGGCAUAAUACUCAGUUUGUACUGACAACUACAUGUUUUUCUUUUUUUCUGGAUAUGGCCAAUUUGUGCUACAGAGGUGCUACAGAGAAUAUUAAACUACUGAUGGACUAAAUUUCCCCACAGUCACCUUGUACAUACCGUAGGCCUUGUGUAUUGUGAAUCAAAUUUGUAAAUGUCUCACAUUUACCUUUCCUUUCCUUUUUUUCCCUGUCACCACAGUUGAAAUGUUGGAACACAGAUGUGUUCCUGUAUCCAAAUGACAUCCAUCAAGAAAUCUUAUUUCAUAGGGAUUAAAGUGGGUUGCUAGUUGCCA